Molecule: messenger RNA, 2275 nt
Organism: Triticum aestivum (bread wheat)
Lineage: Eukaryota; Viridiplantae; Streptophyta; Magnoliopsida; Poales; Poaceae
Product: phosphatidylinositol glycan anchor biosynthesis class U protein
Exons: 16
Coding region: 609-1970 (453 amino acids)
Biological process (GO): attachment of GPI anchor to protein
Cellular component (GO): GPI-anchor transamidase complex; membrane
Source: RefSeq, a predicted model, not a curated record
UUCCGCGAGUUUGCAUCCGCGCCUGCACCCACGCGAGCGAAGAGGGCUAGGGUUUCUCUCCCUAUCGAUUCACACCCGCAUUCGCGCCGCUCUCCCCACCCCUCUCCUCUCUCCUGCGAACGGAUCUCGCCGCCCCGUCGCCUCGUGGGCACUCGCCGGCGCGCAUCCUCUCCGCGCAGAGAUGGAUGACAACGGCAAGACCCGAGAUUCGCUGAUAGUGCAAGCUGCUGGUUUGGUUGCUGUUUUGUGUGCCUAUAUGGCCACAAUAACUACAAGGGCUAGAAUUACAUUCUAGUAUCAAUUAUGAUUCCCUCAAAAAAAAGUAUCAAUCAUGAUGACAUAAUUGGACACAAGAAAUUAUGUGCAAAGUUAUGUGUAUGUGUUAAUGUACGUGGCAGAUAGCACUGUCAUAAUCCACCUGAUAAUCCAUGAAUAUAAACCUUAAAUUCGUAAUGAGACUAACCAAAACAUGGGGAAUGGAGAAAAGGUACCUCAAAUCGGCUGGCCCCUGCAACUGCACACCGCCGGCCGCAGGGCAGGACUGCUGCCGAGUGCGGAAUGGGCGGCUGCCGGACGCCCAAAGGCAGAUCCGCCACUGAUCAGCGGCAAUGGCGAUCCGACACUACUGGUCGAUGGCUGUCGCGGCCGUCGGGUUCCGCCUCGUUCUGGUGCUCUUCGGCGGAGACCUCCACCUUGCCUCCCGCCCGGAGGUCUCCACCCCCCUCACGUCCCUCCGCCGCCUGGCAGAAGGAUACUGGCUGAAGCAAGCGUCCAUGUCACCCUAUUCCGGUUUGAUGUAUCAUGGUUCCCCUUUGCUUUUAUCAGUUCUUGGUCCGCUAACCAGCAAAAGGUCAGGUGGACACCAUUCUCAUAUAUAUUGCAGUUUGGUUUUUGUGGCUGUAGAUUUUAUAGCUGCUAUGCUCAUUCGAUCAACUGGGCGUUCACUCCAAAUGGCACGUAACAGAAGUUUGAAGUCUCUUGACCUCACAAAAUCAGUGAACAAUUCUGUGAACGUAAGCACAGGAGAUACUGCUUCUCUAAUAUAUCUGUGGAACCCUUGGACAAUAAUCACCUGUGUGGGUUCAUGUACAUCACCAAUUGAGAAUUUAAUGGUCGUGAUAAUGUUACAUGGAGCCUGUUCACGUCUUGCGCCGCUUGCUGCCUUUGGAUAUGUCAUGGCAACACACCUUUCUCUUUAUCCUGCAAUUCUCAUUCUACCUGUUGCUCUUUUAUUGGGUUAUGGUCCAGAUACUCCGCCAACCAAAGUAUUUCUUCAGAAAGGCUUGAGUGCCAGUAAAAUUGACAUGUUAGAUAAUGGAAAAGGUACUAACCAAAAAGGUUUUGGACAAUUCUCAUGGAAACCAAUACUCCACUUCAUAUUGUGGGUGUUUAUCUGGUCAUGUUAUGUGCUGUUAUUGAACAGCAUUAUUCUGAAUAAAGUGGGUGGCCUUCAGGAGAUGUUUGAAAAGACAUAUGGCUUUAUCCUUACAGUGAAGGAUUUAUCACCAAAUAUUGGUGUGUUAUGGUAUUUCUUUGCCGAAGUCUUCGACUUCUUCAGAAGCUUCUUUCUUAUAGUCUUUAAUAUGAACAUCAUUUUUAUGGUCUUGCCAUUGGCUAUCCGUUUGAAGCAUCGACCGUUCUUCCUUGCCUUUGUUUACACAGCAAUUGUCGCAAUGCUGAAAUCUUAUCCCUCGGCUGGAGAUUCAGCUCUAUAUCUAGGACUUCUAGGCCUAUUCGCCAAUGAAUUAGCGGAGAUGCAAUUCACGUUCUUCUUGUUUUUUGGAUAUAUUGGAGUCUCUCUCCUUAGCCCUGUCAUGCAUAACCUAUGGAUCUGGAGGGGUACUGGUAACGCAAAUUUCUACUUUGCGACUGGUUUAGCUUAUACCUGCCUUCAGACCGUGUUGGUCGUAGAGACUGUAAGUUCAAUGAUAAAGCAUGACAGGAAACUAAGGCUACUUACAAAAGCCUAACAUCAUUCCUCAGAAGGUCAGCACGUCAGAUUCUUUCCUUGCUGGUUCCCUAUGAUGCGAACUUGCGACCAGUUUGUCGUUCUGGGAUUCUGGGUAGAUGUAGUGGAUGAUGUUUCAUGUCAUGUUGUAUUUUACCUCCCACAUUUGUACAAUAUGGAUCAGAUUGCUUAAUCAGGAUUAGAGAAAGACUAUAUAGGUUUCUCCCUCGAAGCUAACUAUAGUCGGUACUGAAUUUCUCCGUGGAUGCCUUGAUUACUGCCUUCUCUGAUGUUGGUGAAAUUAAUCCCUGGUAGUCUUUGCAAUCA